ACUCAUCUAGGAGUUAACUUAUCAUAAAGUUUGGCCCAGUUUGAUGGCAACAGACAAGAGCUUUCAUUUGCCUGUUGCCCUCAAAAGAAACUUUCUACUCUUGUUGCCACUCUGGAUGGUUAAUUUUCAUAGCCAUAAACCUAUCUAUUCUAAAGUACAUCAGUUACCUGGUAUGUUGUCUGUUGUGGAGGUCUGGUUGACUGAUGAUAUAUCAUUCAAGCUGGUAUUUUAAAAAAAAGAAUGUACCACAAGACUGAGGGGUCUGUGUGAGUUACAAGCCAAAGAUUUAACAUGUGGGAGUCGCAUAAUGAAUUUGAUGACAUUACCUUUGUGGAAGAAGAGGAGGUCUCACAAGAAGUCACUAUUCAAGAAGAUCAAGAAGAACCAGAUGCAGUUAAGAAAGUCAACCCUCUCAGUGGGCUGAAACACCAAGAUCCAUUAAGCCUAGAGGCAUUCUUUCUGGAUGAGCUGACCCGAGAAAUUGGAUAUGAAACUGAUGAAGAUGCCAUCAUUGAUGUUUUACCGUCGGAGAAGGAGCCUCCUUUGCCGAACAUUAAGAGGGUCGACUUGUACUUCGAGGAGACCAUCCCCAGGAUGAGUGACGCCGAAUUUCGCGAGAAUUUCCGCGUCAAGCGGUCGACGCUGGCCUGCCUGGUUGAGAUUCUGGGCGAGCGAGACGGCACCUUUCAGAGUCACUGUCCGAUCAACUCGUACAUGUCGCGCGAGCGCCAGCUGCUGCUCGCGCUCUUCUACCUGGGCAGCACCGUCUCCUUCCGGAAGAUCUCGGAGCAGUUUAACAUGACCAUGUCAUCGGCGUUUGACUUCAUCGACGAGGUGGUGGAGCAGCUGGCAAACUUGAAGGAGAUCUUCAUCCGCAUGCCGUCUACGCACCAGAUGCAGGGCACCGUGGACGGCUUCUACGAGGUGUCGGGCGUGCAGGGCGUGCUCGGCGUGGUCAACGACUGCCACAUACCCAUCCGCAAGCCGAUGCACGACCCGGAGACGUUCUCCAACUGGCGUGGCUUCUUUUCUGUCCACCUGAUGACGGUGUCGGACGCCUAUGACCGGCUGACGGACGUGUGCGUCGGCUGGCCGGGCGGCAUGCACGAGGCCGAGGUGCUCGACAGCGGUCCGCUCUCGGCGCAGCUGUCGCGCGACGACAUGCGCGAGAAUUUCGUGCCGGGCGACUGUUUCCUGGUGGGCGCCGAGACGCUGCCGCUGCGGCCGUGGCUGAUGACGCCGUACCGCGCCAACCGGCUGCCGCCCAGCGACGCGCGCAAGUACUACUACAACACUAAGAUGGAGCAGACGGCCGAGGUGGGCCGGCGGGCCGUCGGCGUGAUGCGCGCCCGAUUCCGCCGGCUCAGCUUCGUCGACACCAAGUCGGUGAAGAAGGCCGUGAUGCUGACGUGCGCCUCGUGCGUGCUGCACAACAUGUGCCUGACGCUGGAGGACCGCUGGGGCGAGGAGCUGGUCGAGGAGGAUGAGGUGGAAGGCGUGAAGCGCGCCGAGGGGCCGCCGGGACCGGGAGGUAACCUGGCGCCGGCCGGCGCGCACCGCCGCAGGAACCGGUUGGUGGAGGAGCUCUGGAGCCAGCGGUCCCGGCGGACGUGAGGUCCACGCGACAGUCCAGUGACCAGUCCCAGACUUCUGACUGCACGCCUGCACGGCAAGGGGACGCGGUGGAGAACGUCUAUCAGAAGACCUUCGUCAAGACUGAGAACGUUGGGGCGAAAGACUGGCUCAUCAUAUACAGGUUCAUCAUUCACGAAACACAUCUCAUUUAGCUGGUAGAUGGUAUCAUCAGAGGCCGACGGUUAGUUUCACAUGCAGUGUCCGGCGCUAUUUGUGUUGAUGUGUUUAAUGCCUUUCGUUUAGUUUGUAGUGUGCUUAUCUCGCUUUCAUUUGAUAUCAAGUUUCUUUUUAUUUUAGCUUGAACUUACUGUUCGAAAUUUAUCCCUCUAGUGCGAUGUCAUCCUUCAUGUAAGUAAAUUUUGCACCAGCAUCGAAGUGCAUACUGCAUAGUAAUGGGGCGGUCUGUGAGAAAUGUGAACUGUUGUGAAUGUCACAUUUUCGAAUGAAUGUACAUACUUGAAGCGUGACCGCCUCGCGUUGCUACUGUCUCCGACUGCGUGCAUGGAACUGAUGCAAACGCAAUGUGAAUAAAAAUGCGUACUGCA
This is a messenger RNA of Amphibalanus amphitrite, 2180 nucleotides long. RefSeq names its product putative nuclease HARBI1. The transcript has 3 exons. NCBI's taxonomy places the organism in Eukaryota, Metazoa, Arthropoda, Thecostraca, Balanomorpha, Balanidae. The record is from RefSeq and is a predicted model, not a curated record. The coding region runs from base 292 to 1614 and encodes 440 amino acids.